AUGUCAAGACCUUCGGAACGACUCGCUGCGAGAACAAACGCAAACAGCCAAGACGUGCCGAGUUCCACAAGCACGGCCCUGACAAGCGCCGACAAAGACAUGUUUUCCAGGGUGGGAGCAGGAGUGUCCAAGUCUGCUGUACUCGACAACGAGCAUCCUAAUACUGCGGUAGAAAAUGGACGCGGACCACUUGGUGAAUAUGAGAAGCAUUCGGAUGAGGACGGGACUUCACAAGGCCACUCCUCUUCAUCCCUUAGCAAACGGGACCGCAAUGCUAUCAUUCUCUUGGUCGUUUUAUACUUUUUGCAGGGGAUCCCGGUUGGACUGGCAUUUGGCACCAUGCCGUACCUGCUCAAGGCUAAACUUUCCUACUCUGAUAUUGGAUUCUUCAUGCUGUGCACAUAUCCUUAUUCCCUCAAGCUUUUCUGGAGCCCUUUGGUGGACAGCAUCUACCUAAGCAAGCUCCGACUUCCGCUUCUUGGAACACUGCACCUGGGUCGAAGGAAGACCUGGAUUGUUCCCACGCAAGCCAUCGUUGGAAUGAUGCUCUGGUUUCUCGGUCACCGUGUUGACAGCCUGUUGCUACCAGACAUUCCAAACGUCUACUUAAUUACUUGGCUUUUCUUCCUCCUCAUUUUCUUCGCUGCGACGCAAGACAUUGCUGUCGAUGGGUGGGCUCUGACCUUGCUAAGCGAGGAGAAUCUCAGCUAUGCGUCUACAGCUCAGACGGUGGGCCUGAACUCAGGCUACUUCAUGAGCUUCACCGUCUUUCUUGCGUUUAACAGCGUCGAGUUCACUAACAAGUGGUUGCGCAGCGUGCCGCAAGAUUACCCAGCACUCUCACUGAGUUUGUACCUCAAAAUGUCUGGCGUCCUGAGCCUCGCUGUGACAACAUGGCUUCUGUUCAUGAAGAAAGAAGACCCUGAACCAGCGCAUCAUGAAGAAAUGAGCAUCAAGUCGGUUUACUCCACAAUGUGGCGAAUUGUCCAGCUGACUC
Molecule: messenger RNA, 997 nt
Organism: Tilletiaria anomala UBC 951
Lineage: Eukaryota; Fungi; Basidiomycota; Exobasidiomycetes; Georgefischeriales; Tilletiariaceae
Exons: 7
Cellular component (GO): membrane
Molecular function (GO): acetyl-CoA transmembrane transporter activity
Source: RefSeq, a predicted model, not a curated record